This is a messenger RNA of Paraglomus brasilianum, 423 nucleotides long. NCBI's taxonomy places the organism in Eukaryota, Fungi, Glomeromycota, Glomeromycetes, Paraglomerales, Paraglomeraceae. The record is from the annotation of a GenBank genome assembly.
AUGUCUCUUCGGCCAUAUAACAACAAGGACAAAAUAUGUCCUCCCCAUAAAGACAUUUUUAUUAGCCCUUUUAUAAAAUGCGCACUAGCAAGAGAUACUCCAAGCUUUGGAUAUCAUGUGCCUUCCUAUUCCCUCUCAAUAAACUACACUCUCGGAGGGCAUUAUAGGGUAUUAGAGAAUUUGAAUAAAUCAUUACAGUCCUCUCUUUGCCCACCCUCAAACAUACGGCAAUAUCCCACUCAGCGGGAUGACAGAACUGGUGAAGAAAAGGAUGAAGCCUUUUACCUCGCGGUCGAGGAAGGACAAAACCUUUUACCUCGUCAACCGAGGAAAAGAAGAAAUCGAUGCCGCGGUUUCCUUACUCAGUUGAACUUACUCACUGAGAAGAAGAAAAAGGACUCUGGCUUGGUAGAGGCAGGUUAA